UAGCUCUGUCCAGUUACCAGCAUGUGCUAGUCCUGAGGUGGAUUUUGGUCCAAGGGGGUAAGACACAGAGAGCUGGAGAUUAAGCUAUAACACUCAGCGACUACAACUUUAAAACAAAAGUCAGUACAAUGGCAGGACUAAAGUACAUGAGUGGUUUUGGGAAUGAGUUCUCCUCUGAAGACCCGCGUUGCCCUGGAUCCUUACCCGAAGGACAGAACAGUCCUCAGGUCUGCCCGUACGGCCUGUAUGCUGAGCAGCUGUCUGGCUCUGCCUUCACCUGUCCUCGUCCAGCCAACAAGCGGAGCUGGUUGUACCGGAUCCUCCCGUCUGUAAAACACAAGCCUUUCACUGCUGUGCCGUGUGGGGAUCUGACCGCAAACUGGAAUGAAGUGGAGCCAGAUCCAAACCAGCUGCGAUGGCUUCCAUUCACCAUCCCCAAAUCUACUGAGAAGAAAGUGGACUUUGUGGCUGGACUUCAUACAAUCUGCGGAGCAGGAGAUGCCAAAACCCGCAAUGGGAUCGGCAUCCACGUGUACACUUGCAACACUUCCAUGGUUAACAGGUGCUUCAACAACUCAGACGGAGACUUUCUGAUUGUGCCCCAGCAGGGCGACAUCCUGAUCACCACAGAGUUCGGGAAGAUGAUGGUCGAGCCCAACGAGAUCUGUGUGGUCCAGCAAGGGAUGCGCUUCAGCGUGGAUGUGUUUGGAGAAACCAGAGGCUACAUCCUCGAGGUGUAUGGCGCCCACUUUGAGCUGCCUGACCUGGGGCCUAUAGGAGCCAACGGUCUGGCGAACCCAAGAGAUUUCCUGUGUCCAGUGGCUUGGUACGAGGACCGCCAAGUGCCCUCUGGUUACACCGUCAUCAACAAGUACCAAGGAAAGCUGUUUUCCUGCCAGCAGGAUUUCUCUCCGUUCAAUGUGGUCGCCUGGCAUGGGAACUACACGCCAUACAAAUACAACUUGAAGAACUUCAUGGUGAUCAACUGCGUGGCCUUUGACCAUGCGGAUCCAUCUAUCUUCACCGUGCUGACCGCCAAAUCCACAAAACCAGGGGUGGCCAUUGCUGACUUUGUCAUCUUCCCACCAAGAUGGGGUGUAGCGGACAACACCUUCCGCCCACCGUACUACCACCGUAACUGCAUGAGUGAGUUCAUGGGCCUGAUCACAGGCCACUAUGAGGCCAAAGAGGAGGGUUUCCUGCCAGGGGGAGGCAGCCUGCACAGCAUGAUGACCCCCCACGGCCCGGACGCUGACUGCUUUGAGAAGAACACCACGGCUGAGCUGAAACCAGAGAGGGUGGCUGAAGAAACCAUGGCAUUCAUGUUUGAGUCCUGCUUCAGUAUGGCUGUGACCAAGUGGGGUCUGCAGACAUGCCAGAGACUGGACAAGAGUUACUACCAGUGCUGGGAAACCCUGCGCAGCCACUUUAACCCCAACUGGAGGCCGAGCAAGCAGUAACAAGAGAAAAAAAAAAAAGCACCCUGGACAGAGGCUGGAUCGAUAUACAGAAACAGAUGACUUAAAAAAUUAAAAAUGGUUUAU
This is a messenger RNA of Fundulus heteroclitus (mummichog), 1544 nucleotides long. RefSeq names its product homogentisate 1,2-dioxygenase (gene hgd). Gene Ontology annotation, biological process: L-phenylalanine catabolic process. The record is from RefSeq and is a predicted model, not a curated record. Gene Ontology annotation, cellular component: cytoplasm. The transcript has 14 exons. Lineage: Eukaryota; Metazoa; Chordata; Actinopteri; Cyprinodontiformes; Fundulidae. Gene Ontology annotation, molecular function: homogentisate 1,2-dioxygenase activity. Bases 129 to 1460 code for a protein of 443 amino acids.